This is a messenger RNA of Apis florea (little honeybee), 1684 nucleotides long. RefSeq names its product heparan sulfate 6-O-sulfotransferase (gene Hs6st). Gene Ontology annotation, cellular component: membrane. Lineage: Eukaryota; Metazoa; Arthropoda; Insecta; Hymenoptera; Apidae. Gene Ontology annotation, molecular function: heparan sulfate 6-sulfotransferase activity. The record is from RefSeq and is a predicted model, not a curated record.
GAACCGCGAGUGGGCGACUAUACGACAAGGCGCAUGGUAGGGAUACAGUAUCUGUCAUGGCCGACGUUUACUGGGAGCGUAGUUUUGGUCAGACCGCAUUAGUGAGCGGUACGUGGUGUGUUUAGUGGUAGAAAAAAACAUGGGGUACGAUAAUGGGCAGACGGUCAAGCGAAGAAGGCGUUAGCGAACUCUCGGUCCUGAUAAAGGACAAUUUAUGCGAGAGGUCCGCGACGAUGGAAUCACGAGCACGGAGGACUCGGUUACGUAGCGUUGUAGGGAUAUGUUUGUUUCUCGCGCUCACGGGCAUCAUUUAUCUCGGUUACUUCUGUCCUGAUCACGUAUGUGCUUUAACGAGCCGCGAGAUCAAGGAGUCCGUAAGAUUGUCCGAGGGUCUAUCCGCUGGUCCUGGCUCCGGUUUGUCUUCCGUCUCCGUCGAAUUCGACAAAAAUGGCCUGCUCUCGGUACAUCCUGCUUUUAGAUUGCAGAGUAUUCAGGGAAGCCUUGGUUACGACGACGUGUUUACCAAUGAUACUUUCCAGUUUGAUAUCAAUGGUCACGAUGUCAUCGUUUUCUUGCAUAUUCAGAAGACUGGAGGUACACUAUUUGGAAAACAUUUAGUUAGAGAUCUAGAUCUACAAAGACCAUGUUCUUGUCAAAGAAGACGCAAGCGUUGUUUUUGUUUCCGUCCAAAUCGCAAUGAAAAUUGGCUUUUUUCAAGAUAUUCCACUGGUUGGAAAUGUGGUCUACAUGCUGACUGGACAGAAUUAACUAGUUGUGUUGAUACUGAGUUAAAUAAAAUUGAGGGGGAUGGGAUAAAACGUAGAUACUUUUAUAUAACUAUUAUAAGGGAUCCUGUUGCACGAUAUUUAUCUGAAUUUAAACAUGUACAAAGAGGUGCAACAUGGAGAGGAGCUCGUCAUUGGUGUGGAGGAACUCAAGCAAAUAUACCACAAUGUUAUCCUGGUUCUAGUUGGCAAGGAGUUUCUUUAGAACAGUUUAUGGCGUGUCCAUAUAAUUUGGCAAGCAAUCGUCAAACAAGAAUGUUAGCUGAUCUAUCAAUUGUUGGUUGUUACAAUUCUACACUCAGCAGUUUGGAGAGAGAUCGUCUCAUGUUGGCUAGUGCUAAGCACAAUUUACAAUUCAUGCCUUUCUUCAUGUUGACUGAAUAUCAAAAAGUGGGACAAUAUUCCUUUGAAGAAACAUUUGGAAUGAGAUUUGCCGUUGCAUUUGAACAACAUAACGCGACAUUGAGCGCUGCCACAAUGGCUACCCUAAGCGUGGAACAGUUAGAUGCUGUGCGUAGAUUGAACAGACUGGAUCUGGAACUUUAUGAUUUCGCAAAGAAUCUUGCGUUUCAAAGAUUCAAACGACUUAAAGAUCGCGAUCCAUACUUUGUACAACGAUUUCAACACCUUGGGGAAUUACCUUCUAGGCAAAGUGCAACGGAAUUCAAUUGGGAUUCUGUUAUAGAAGAUACUACAGAUGUUGAAUGAUAUGUAAGUAUGUUAAUGAUAGAUAUUAUUGAUGCUUUGCAUUCAUAGCUAAGCAAAUGAAAUGUUGCUCUGAAUCUGAGCAUCUCAGGGAAUCAUCCUUGAAAGAAAAAAUGUCUUUUACAUAGAAUUAUUACAUGCAUUUGCUGCAUGGAACUUACCAAAAGUGUUUAUAGAAAAUAUUGUGGAUAAGA